CUCCUCAUACUGGGUCCGAACAUUUCGUCAAUUGAGCUGCGACCGCUAAGAACGUGAAAUGUAUCGCGGCAUAGUGAAAGUGUGUUCGGUGAUUUUGGUCGCAUUGACCAUUAUCGGAUACGGUGAGGCGGGUACACACCAUAUUCCGCCAUUGAACGGGGAGAAUCCUUCGGCGCGUUUAAUCGAUGGCAGAGUCGUUAAUAACGGUGUAUCGCGCGCUGUCUUGGACUAUCGUCUACCGAACACAACAGAACCAAUUCACUACGACAUUGAAUUGACUACGAAUGUUCAUAAUGGUACGACAAAAUUUACGGGUACUGUCAAAAUACAACUGAGAGUUGUCGAAGAUACAAGAACAAUAGUAUUGCAUGCACGUCAGUUGACCGGGUAUAUUGCUACCAUUAGAAACGCUACGAGUGAAACUGAAGAAGUUUUGACAACAUCCUAUGAAGAAGAACGAGAAUUUCUGAGCUUAACACCAACAAAUACGUCGCUGAACUUUUUGGCAGACAGCGAGUGGGUUCUAACCAUUUCUUAUGAAGGAGUACUACGUACGGAUAAUGGUGGUUUCUACUUAUCGACCUAUACAGAUUCCACUGGCAGGGAGCGCUAUUUAGCAACGACACAAUUCGAGUCAACCGAUGCCCGGCAUGCUUUCCCUUGCUACGAUGAGCCAGCCAAACGUGCUACAUUUAGUAUUGCGAUUAAUCACGAUGCUUCCUACAGUGCAAUAUCCAAUAUGCCACUAGAUGAAGUAAACUCCUCGCCCGGUUACUCCGUUUUCGAAAAAACCGUCAUUAUGCCAACCUAUUUGGUAGCAUUUAUCGUAUCCGAUUUUGAAUAUACCGAGGGUGUGCUAAGUGCACGCCCACAGCGUAUCUACACGCGUCCGGGUACCGUGCAGUACCAAGAAUUCGCAUUGGUUUCCGGUUUACUGUUGCUGCAACGUCUGGAAGACUAUUAUGGAGUGAAUUUUUCAUUGCCGAAAAUCUAUCAAGUUGGCGUGCCCGAUUUUGCUGCUGGUGCCAUGGAAAACUGGGGUUUGGCUACAUAUCGUGAACAGUAUAUGUUGUACAAUACCAAUUCAACGACCAAUACACAGACCAAUAUCGCCACUAUCAUAGCUCACGAAUACUGUCAUCAGUGGUUUGGCAAUUUGGUAGCCAUUAAAUGGUGGACGUACCUUUGGCUCAAGGAAGGUUUCGCAACACUGUUCUCCUGGCAGGCAACUGAUGCUGCCUACCCCGAAUGGGACGUCUAUCAAAUGUUCCUCACAGGUGACUACCAAACAGCACUCACUGCUGAUGGCACAGGCCAAAGGAAUCCAAUGACACAUUACGUUCAAACACCAAGUGAAAUUUCGUUGCGCUACGACUCGAUCUCAUAUUCAAAAGCAGGAUCCGUAUUGUACAUGUUUCAAAAUGCUUUUACCGACGAGGUCUUCCGCUUAGGAUUGAAUCUUUAUCUGACUUCAAAACAAUUUAGCGCCGCAGAGGAGUGGGACCUUUUCGAAUCACUCGGCAUUGCUGCGGGUGCUCUCAACGUGGCAAUUCCAGCCACCAUGCAUCAAAUGUUCUCAAGUUGGUCCCAACAGUCGGGUUAUCCCUUAUUAACAGUAACGCGUAAUUACGACAACAAAUCAUUCACCGUGAAGCAGACGGCCUUCUACGAGGAUAACUCAAAGGCAUCGGACAAAUCUUGGUAUAUUCCCUUCAAUUACGCACAUAAGUCAAAACCCGAUCAUCGCAAUACCACCGCCACACAUUUUCUACUCAAUGUCGAUGAAAUUGUUGUACGCGAUGAGGAUUUAGAUGCUGACGAUUGGCUAUUACUCAACAAACAGUCCACCGGUUUCUAUCGCAUUAAUUAUGAUGAUAAAAAUUGGGAGCUUCUUGCUAGCGCUUUAAAGACACAGCCAUACAAAUUCCAUCCACGUAAUCGUGCCCAACUGAUUUUUGAUGCUUACAAAUUCAGCUCCACUGGACGCCUCAGCCACUCGGUCUACUUGAACUUGUUGCAAUAUCUAACAAAUGAAGACCAAUAUGCACCAUGGACCACUGCUUACUCUGUCAUCUCGACAUUUAACAGAUAUCUUAACGGCGAUGAGGACUACGCUAAAUUCCAAUUCUUUAUCGCCGCUCUCGUUACAAACAUCUACGAGAAGUUGGGCGUAAACGAUGUAUCCGGCGAACAGCACCUUACGAAAUUCACACGAAAUGUCGUCAUUAAUCUUGCCUGCUUGGCCGGCAUUGAGAGUUGUCUUGAGGAAAGUAACAACAAAUUGAAAGCGCUUAUAAGCGAUGGUGUGUCAAUCGAGCCAAAUCUACAGAGCGUCAUCUAUUGCAAUGGCCUAGUCCAAUCUGGUGAUGAUGAAUUUACUUAUGUAUACAACGAACUUAUGGCAUCAGAUGAUCAAGCCUUGCGUCGUACAUUGGUCUCCUCCUUGGGUUGCUCAAGGACGGAAUCACAAUUGAAGAAAUUCGUAGAAAGCUCCAUUGAUCCGGCUGCCGAAUGGCGUACACAGGAGCGCAUCACCUUGCUUAGUGCAGCAUAUUCCAGAAAUAGUGUUGGCCUGUUGGUGUGUAUUGAUUUCCUCAAGGAGAACUGGUUGGCAUAUAGUAAUUUGACGCCCGGUUUCGGAGGAGAUAAUCCACUUAAUGAUGCAAUGCUGGGUAUUGCAAGCUAUGUGGUCAAUACGGAGCAAGAAACUAAAUAUUUGGAAUUGGUGGACCUCGUAAAAGACAGCGACAAAGUGCAAACCAAUUUGGAGGAGGUCGUAAAGAGCUCUAUUAAACAGAACUUUGAUUGGCUGAGCAGUAAUCGCGAACCGAUCAUGUCCUGGGUCAGUAAAUUUGCUGCCGAAAACAAUACUGGAGGCAAUGCUGCUGGACUCAGUGCUUCAUUCAUCACGCUAUUCGCAACGCUUGCAAUUGUUUUAGCGUGUUACUUUUAGAUUGUUAGCUUAAUAAAUGUACAAUAUUCUAAAUGUAUUUAUGUAUUUAUGUGUUUGUAAAU
Molecule: messenger RNA, 3015 nt
Organism: Ceratitis capitata (Mediterranean fruit fly)
Lineage: Eukaryota; Metazoa; Arthropoda; Insecta; Diptera; Tephritidae
Product: aminopeptidase N
Exons: 6
Coding region: 59-2953 (964 amino acids)
Biological process (GO): proteolysis; peptide catabolic process
Cellular component (GO): cytoplasm
Molecular function (GO): zinc ion binding; peptide binding; metalloaminopeptidase activity
Source: RefSeq, a predicted model, not a curated record